This is a messenger RNA of Chiloscyllium plagiosum (whitespotted bambooshark), 2119 nucleotides long. Its product is annotated as podocin-like. NCBI's taxonomy places the organism in Eukaryota, Metazoa, Chordata, Chondrichthyes, Orectolobiformes, Hemiscylliidae. The record is from RefSeq and is a predicted model, not a curated record. Gene Ontology annotation, cellular component: plasma membrane.
CCAGUGGAUCUAUAGGAAUAAUGGAAAGGAACUCCAGGGCUCGAUCCCAUUCCUCAACAACAUCACAAGUAAGACAACAUGAUUUUUCCACUACAGAAAAGAUUAUAAAAGCGAAAGAUAUGAAAAGCAAAACCUUCAGCAUGAACCAGUGCAAAACUAUGCAAAUGAGAAAUACGAUGAAACAGGAUUCAAAGAGGAAAAAAGAGAGAAAUGAGAGAGCCCUGUCAGAAAGCUCCUUCAGUGCUGAUGGUAAGGUGACAAGCUCCACCGUGGUGGACGUGGACAAUGUAGUAAGCUCAGAUGAAAGUGAGGAGCAGAUUGCCUUGAUUGAAACUGAAGCACGAGAGGAAGGUAUCAAGCACCGAAGGCCAGGCGUCUGCGAGUGUAUUCUCACAUUCCUUACUUUGUUGCUGGUUCUUGUCUCAUUCCCAGUCUCUAUCUGGUUCUGUGUUAAGAUAGUCCAAGAUUAUGAGCGUGCGGUGAUCUUCAGACUGGGACGAUUACUAUCAGGAAGACCCAAAGGACCAGGCCUCUUUUUCUUCAUGCCAUGUCUGGACACGUAUCAUACAGUGGAUCUACGAAUCAAAACCUUGGAGAUCCCUUUUCAUGAAGUUAUAUCCAGUGACAUGGUGACCGCUCAAGUGAAUGCCAUCUGUUAUUAUCGGGUAGAGAAUGCCUCCCUCUCUUUAACAACAGUCAGGAACACCUCUGUCUCAGUAUCAUUGCUGGUGCAAACUAUUAUUAAACGGAGCUUAGCUUGUCGAAAAUUCAAUGAAAUUCUCCUGGAAAGGAAAUCCAUUGGUGAUGAAAUCAAGACAGCACUGGAUGCAGCAACCUGCAACUGGGGAAUCAAGGUGGAACAUGCUGAAAUAAAAGACAUCCGCCUGCCAAUAGAGCUUCAAUAUUCACUAGCAGUGGAAGCGGAAGCACAUAGACAAGCCAAAGCUAAGGUGAUUGCAGCAGAAGCUGAGAAGGAAGCCUCAGAAGCCUUGAGAAUUGCAGCAGACAUUCUAUCAGAAUCCUCUGGUGCUGUCCAGCUGCGCUACCUUCACACACUGUCUGCUCAGAAAACUUCUCCCAUUAUUCUGCCUGUGCCUUUAGAACUCCUUAAUGGCAUGACAACUGUUACCCAGAAAUCUUUAGUGGCCACUGCUGCAGCUGGUGCACGUGGAUCGGAACAACCUCAACAACAGGAAAACAAGACUGACUCUCCAAUGUUAUAGUAAUGGAAAGGACUCAGUUGAAGUUGAAAAAAAUUGUACAGUUUCUUUUUGCUGGAUUUGUAGGUCACCAUACAGAAGUGCACAGUAGGGUACCAAUACAUGGAGCAAUCUGCAAAUCAAUUGAGUCAUAGCAACAUUUUAUCACAAGUUGCAUCAUCUUUCAGUUUUCCAUCUCAAGGCAGUCUGACCCAUAGCACCACAAUCUUUACUAUAGCAAGGAUAGGGUGCUAUGUCCUGUAUCCACUCCAGUGAUUUGUUGGCACCGAUCUGAACCAUGUCAGCUGUCCAACCAACUGACCCUGUGUAGUCUGAGUGUGUGAGGCAACAUGUGCAUUACAUGUAUAUUGUAGCCUUGGAACUAGGGAUAGUGCUGGUAGUGACUCCAAUUCCCUUUGCAUCAUUUUCUUCUAAUCACUAUAAAUUUUAGCUCAUGAGGCUGAUACCAGGCACAAAGGAACUAUCUUAUCAAAAGAGGAUGAGUAAGUUGGGCCUAAUACUCAUUGGAAUUUAGAUUAGAAUGUCAUCUUAUUGAAACAUACAAGAUUUUUAGUGGACUUGACGGGGUAGAUGGGAAAGAUUACUUCCCAUUGUGGGAGAGUCUAGGACUGGAGGUCAUAAUCUCAGAAUAAGAUGCUGCAUAUUUAAGAUAGAGAUGAGAAGGAAUCCCUUCUCUUGGAGGGUACUAAAUCUGAGGAUUUUUUUUACCAUAUAAAACUGUUAAGCCUGGGUCAUCAAGUUUAUUCAAGGCUGAGAUAAAAUUUUAUUUGUUAAGGGAUUCAAGGGUUAUAGAGAAAAUGCUGGAAAGUUCAGUUUAGGGUUAUCAGAACAAACUCAAUAUACUGAAUGGCCUACUUCUGCUCCUACAUUUUAUGAUCUUGGAGAAAACAAAUCACAAG